AUGCGUGUGAGUGUGGCCGUGGCCAUGGCCGUGGCCGGUGAGGCCAGCUCCCCCAAGGACGGCAGUGCCCUGGCUGUGCCCCAAGGUCCCGCCCACAGAGGCAUCUCCACUGAUCUGAAGAGCCUCCUCCCCGUCUUCUCCUACCAGGAGCCAAGCCCCACUGACCCCACCACAGCCGCGUCCACCCCGUCUGUCUGCUCCAGCGCCCUGAGCUGGCAGCGGCUCUGCCUGCCCGGUUCCUGCACCGGCUCCUGCUGGCAGGUGGACGACUGCCCAGAGAGCUGCUGCGAGCCCCCCUGCUGCGCCCCCAGCUGCUGCGCCCCGGCCCCCUGCCUGACCCUCGUCUGCACCCCGGUGAGCUGCGUGUCCAGCCCCUGCUGCCCACCAGCCUGCACCAGCCCCUGCACGGCCCCGUGCUGCCAGCAGUCUAGCUGCCAGCCCUCCUGCUGCACCUGCUCCCCCUGCCAGCAGGCCUGCUGUGUGCCCAUCUGUCGCAAGCCUGUCUGCUGCACACCUGUCUGUCGCAAGCCUGUCUGCUGCACACCUGUCUGCUGCAAGCCCGUCUGUUACACGCCUGUGUGCUGCGAGCCCGUGUGCUGUGAGGCCACCCCCUGCUCAGCCCCCUCAUGCUGCCAGCCCACCCCCUGCCCCUCGUCCUGCUUCAGACCCUCCUCCUCUGUGUCCUUGCUCUGCCACCCCGUGUGUUCCUGCCCGGCCUGCUGUGAUCUUCCUUCCACUCUCAAUAUUGUUCCAGGACACCCGGAGCUGAAGGCCCCUCCCCGUGGGAUAUGCCAGCAGGGUGAGGACCUGGCUGCCUCCUUAACUCCCCAGACGGCCCGUCUGACCCUGGGGAUGGCUCCAGCCCAAUCUCCUGGCCUCCCCCUCAGGGAUGGGCUGUCCUCCAUGCCCCUGCCCAGGGGCACCAGGAGCAGGCGGGCACUGUCCUCCGGGCAUAAACCCUGGGACCCCCUCACAGCCACAGCAACCUCACCAGGAGCCACCAUGGUGUCCCCCCCGAGGGAAUCACGGCCACACGUGUCCCCUGACCCGCCAUCAGGGAACCUGCAGAAGGAACAGCUGGACCACAGCCCAGCCCAGCCCAACACCAGCCUCUUCAAGGGCCGUACCCCGGGCAGGCAGUCAGCCAGCCCCCCCGCCCCCACCACGGCCGCGUCCACCCCGUCCGUCUGCUCCAGCGCCCUGAGCUGGCAGCGGCUCUGCCUGCCCGGUUCCUGCACCGGCUCCUGCUGGCAGGUGGACGACUGCCCAGAGCGCUGCUGCGAGCCCCCCUGCUGCGCCCCCAGCUACUGCGCCCCGGCCCCCUGCCUGACCCUCGUCUGCGCCCCAGUGAGCUGUGUGUCCAGCCCCUUCUGCCCACCAGCCUGCACCAGCCCCUGCACGGCCCCGUGCUGCCAGCAGUCUAGCUGCCAGCCCUCCUGCUGCACCUGCUCCCCCAGCCAGCAGGCGUGCUGUGUGCCCACCUGCUGCAAGCCCGUCUGUUGCACACCUGUGUGCUGCGAGCCCGUGUGCUGUGAGGCCGCCCCCUACUCGGCCCCCUCGUGCUGCCAGCCCACCCCCUGCCCCUCGUCCUGCUGCAGACCCUCCUCCUCCGUGUCCCUCCUCUGCCGCCCCGCCUGCUGUGCCCCCACCGCCUCCUGCCAGCCCAGCUGCUGCCGCCCGGCCUCCUCCGUGUCCCUGCUCUGCCGCCCGGUGUGCUCCCGCCCCACCUGCUGCGUCCCCAACUCGGGCACGUCCUGCUCCUGA
This is a messenger RNA of Eubalaena glacialis (North Atlantic right whale), 1764 nucleotides long. Its product is annotated as keratin-associated protein 10-4-like. NCBI's taxonomy places the organism in Eukaryota, Metazoa, Chordata, Mammalia, Artiodactyla, Balaenidae. The record is from RefSeq and is a predicted model, not a curated record. Gene Ontology annotation, cellular component: keratin filament.